This is a messenger RNA of Dermacentor silvarum, 5689 nucleotides long. RefSeq names its product lysosomal Pro-X carboxypeptidase-like. NCBI's taxonomy places the organism in Eukaryota, Metazoa, Arthropoda, Arachnida, Ixodida, Ixodidae. The record is from RefSeq and is a predicted model, not a curated record. Gene Ontology annotation, molecular function: serine-type exopeptidase activity; dipeptidyl-peptidase activity. The transcript is spliced from 8 exons. Gene Ontology annotation, biological process: proteolysis. Bases 2571 to 3887 code for a protein of 438 amino acids.
UUUCUUCACAUUGGUUAGCGUUUUGCUUUAGGAAUUAUAUCACUGAACCGAGAAAAAAUACGACAAAAAAUAAUACGCUAGACCGUGGCUACGGAUCCACAUGGCUGAGGUGAGUUCAUUGCUUUUUGACUCUAUCUAUUUUCGGAAGUUAAGGAUGCAGCUUUACACAGGGACAAAAAAUAUUCGGGACGUUUUCGUUCAAACUGAAGGUGCGGUGAUUGCGCGAGUCUUUACGGUAUUCCCAAACUUAACUAUAAGUGAGUUGCAGUUAGAAUACAAAACAUGGCUCGUAUAAGUGAUAGUUUCGCAUCCGCUACCCAGCAGGCCCGGAGAUGGAGAACGCGAGCAACGCGACGACCUUCCAGCUUCUGCAGCCCGCAGGUGCCGGAACAAGUUUCGGUCGAAGUGGAGAUAAGUGACCCAUCAUCGCGGAAGAGGUGGUUCCGCGUAUAGCCAAUUAUGUCGCGUGCCCAUCUGUAGCAGCUCCCGUGUGUUAUGUAGACCUAAAGCAUUUCGGGUGAAUGUAUACAUUUGUACUUGUUUGCGUUUGCAUACGCAGCGGGGGUUUCUCGUGUAGUAGGUCAGUAGGCUAUGACCUUACCUGCGCCUGUGUAGGCCGCCCACAUAGGAGAAUUUCUUCUCGUGAAGAAGGAAUGUUACUUCCUUAGUUAUUUUAUCGUCCCAUCUAUCCUCUAACACUGCAAAAUCGACAUGCAUGAGGGAGGUAGUGUGAAUAUGGACGUAACGAACAAAUAAAGCAGGAAGGCAGUGCCGUACAAUACUGUAAGGACACUUUCGAGAAAGGUAUGCCCAUGAUUUAAUUUUGGGAACGAAGCCAAUACCUCGAAAGAAGUGACUUGAGGCAUGGGAAAAAGAACAAUUGUAUUUAUGACACCUUAACUUUGCCCUUGUUCAUUAUGAUAGCAUAAAAAUCGACAGAAGCAUGUGUGUUGUUUGCCGAAAGGAAGAUUGUAAAAAUGCGACUGAACAACACAACAACUUUUUUCGAGGAUAGGAAAGAGAUAAGAACUAGCAACAAUAACGAGACCAACGAAAUUGCAUAACCAAGCGUUAUUACGAAAACAGAAAAACCUACAAACAAUAACAAAGCCAUACCGAAAAUAAAAGAGAAGCGUUCAUGAAAGGCUUACUGAUGUCUAUAGACGCACGCAAGUCAUCAGAAAACACCCGUUGAGCAUAGCAACGCAAACCAAGCGACCGCGUUCGCAAUGAAAGAAACAGGUCCCAUGUAAAAAACAAGCAACUGGCGAGGCGCAAGACACGGACGCUAUCUGACCCGAAGCAGAGCUACUAAACGGGAAAGGAUGUUACGUUACCUGCCCGAGGCUCUACGGCGCCACAGACAUUACGUCUACGCCCAAGACCAUACGCCGUUUGGGCAGUCGGCAUCUCAAUAGCAGCCUGGUCACCUUGGUGUUUUAAGGGACCCCUAGCCAUGGAUAGCAUGUGGCUGUUCGUUGGAUCACUAUUAGCACUCGCUGUCACGGAGACUGCGACCACCGAGCAGAAGUACAGGGUUGCGUACUUCAAACAAAAGGUAAGCGCUUCUUACGAAUUUGUCGGGCAAGUUAUAAGUGAGCGGCAUGCGUGAUCAGUAUCGCUGUGAAACUGCAUCCGCGAUGACACGGUGACUGAGUUUCUUAUGUGUAGAGAAGACGUUAGUAACGUCAACUCAGUUGCGAGAACUACACACGCUCGUUUAUGCUCUGAACGCCACAGUACUAGGGGUAUUAGGUGCCUAUUUUAAUCCCGUUCCACGUGACAUUCAACGAAGCAGUUAACGCGGCUACCGAGAACAAACAGGGGGUCAGCUUUUUUGACCAGCUUGAAUAACGCGUUGCUUUUAAAAGACGUUCCCCUUAUGUGGUGUAAUUUCGUAGCGCGCAAACAUGCGCGUCACAGCGAGCGCUCCAGGACAAUGACAGGGCUAAAAUCAGCUAAUUUAUUAGCGAGGCAGAUAUUCUUGAAGAAUAUGUGUAAAAUGUAUUACAAUUCAAUUUCGGGAUUUCACGUGCCAAAAUCACUAUGUUAUUACGAGGCAUGCCAUGGUUGGGGACUCCGGAUUAAUUUUGACCACCUGGGAUUCUUUAACGUGCACUAUAACACAAGCACACGGGCGUUUUUGCAGUUCGCCUCUAUCGAAAUGCAUCUGUGCCAUUUAUUAUCAGAAGAAUGUUAAAGAUAGCAGGUUAUUCAAUGAAGGUGAAUGAAUGAGGGUAUUUUUCAUGGCAUUAUUUCCACAGUGCAGUGAUCGAAAACCAAAAUACAAGACCUCAAUAAGUAUGGAAAGCGACCUAGCCUCUCUACAGACCCCGCUGCUGAGUUCUACUUAGUCCUUUUUCAGAAUGACAAUUUGCAACGUCACGCUGUGCUUACUCCCUCACACGUGUGGUCGACCGAUUGUUCUUGCGGGGGACUAGCACUAACGAACCGUCUUCAAAGGCAUUUCCAUGUGAAGGAGAAGCCACGAAUGAAUAGGAAAGUGUUUCGUGCACAAUAUUAAAGUUGUCAUUGGAAAGUGUGAUGUCUAACAGGACUGUGCACAAUCAAUGUUUCUGCUUCAGGUCGACCACUUCAGCUUCAGCAACCGGGAUUCAUUUCGUCAGCGUUACCUCGUGUACGAGGACCACUGGAACAGGAAUGGCGGUCCCAUCUUUUUCUACACUGGAAGCGAAAUGAACGUCGAAGUCCUGGCUAACCAAAUGGGAAUGAUGUACGACUGGGCAAAGGACUUCAAGGCUAUGCUGGUGUUCGCGGAGCACCGCUAUUAUGGUGACUCUCUACCCUACAGAGAACGAUCGUUCAGUUCCAGGCAGAGGCGAGGCUACCUGACAACGGAACAAGCACUGGCCGACUUUGCCUACCUGAUACAGCACAUCAAGAAGAACGCACCUGGCGCCGAGAAGAGCAUGGUGGUGACCUUCGGCGGGGGAUACGGCGGCAUGCUGGCUGCCUGGAUGCGCGUCCGCUACCCGCACCUGGUCAAAGGAGCCUACGCAUCCAGCGCCCCCAUCGCGUACUACAGCAACGAGGUGGCAUGCGAAAAGUUCCCGCGCGCCAUCACCGACAGUUACAAGAGCCAGUCGCAGAACUGCGCCGCCAGCAUCCGCCGAUCAUGGGCCAUCAUGGACAAAAUGGCGGCUACAGAUGAUGGACUGAGCUUCCUCACGGAGGCGUUCCACUCGUGUCAGCGCUUGACCACGGACAGCAUUCCGCACUUGUACCAGUGGCUGAAGGAAGCCUACCAGACCAUGGCCAUGCUCGACUACCCUUACGACACAGAGCUGUUCGGAAAGCUGCCGGCGCACCCGGUCAAGGAAGCCUGCCGAUUCCUGUGGAACCCAUUACAAACGGGUGAAGACCUCGUACGAAGCCUUCACAAGGCGGCCUCCAUACUGUACAACAGCUCUGGAAAUGCUGCCUGCUACAGCAUCGACGGUAACAUUGGAGUUCACGCGGGCUGGAUGUUCCAGACGUGCACGGAACUGGUGAUGCCCGAGUGCACCAACGGUGCAGAAGAUAUGUUCAAGCCGAAGAAGUGGGACGUUCGGAAGCACGCCAAGAGGUGUCAGCAGCGCUUCGGAGUGACACCCGAUCCGGAGCGGCUGAAGGUGCUUUACGGUGGCAGUGACUUACAGGGCGUCUCCAACGUAAUAUUCACAAACAACCUGCGGGACCCGUGGUACUACGGCGGCGUCCUGUCCGGCAACGAGGCGACGACCUCGAUCGUGGUGCGGAACGCCGCCCACCUGCUGGACUUGCGGAAGCCGAACGACCUGGACCCCGUGUCGGUUGCCUGGGCCCGGACUCGAGCCAAAGGAACGCUGUGGCGCUGGCUCACACCAAAGCUGAACUUUUUCGGAUAGGCUCGCCACCUGAAACGCGCUGUUCACGUCUAUUUGUCUAGCGACCUUUCAGGUUUCUCGAAUGGUCGCCUUGGCGCUCGACAGUAAAUAAGAUGACUGAGUCCUGCGUGAACCAGACGACCAUAAAACGAAUACACGCACAAACCGGGCUACUAUAGCUUCUUGCGCGAACCAGACGAUAUUUUGUCGUAGUCUGGUUUGCGGAAGUCUUUUUAUUUACUGUCAUGCACCAACUAGCCCAACAACAUGUUUUCAAAACAUGAUGCUCAGCGUCGGCGUGAGAAUGCUUUGCAACUGGGAGCAGCCAGGAAGUUGCGCCAUCCUCAUACAAUCAACAAACAUGAUGAAAUCAAAUUACAAUUCCGUAUUUUCAUCUCCAUCAAUCAAUACAUAGUGGAAGACGAAGUUCUUUAUAUCACUGCUUCCUAGUGGGUAUGUGGCACUAAAUUCUAGUCUCUACAUCUGCAUUAGGCAAAAAGAAGGAAGACUACACGUGUCGUACUAUACACCAUGAAGGUAACAUUAUCGUGACCAACAUCGUCACUUUGUGGGUUCCCAACUUCAAAUACCAUAAAAUAAACUAAUACAGGAAAGCAGCAGUUCUCUACUCUGCGCGGAGGUAAAGAAUUAGAUACUAUAGGGAAGAGAAGAUAAUGGUAUACUCAUUCUGCAUGACAGAUAUUCCCGUUGUAUUGAAGAAAAAAAAAGCCGAGAGGGUCAAUCAAUAGUUAAUUUCUUUAAUAAAUGUUUAAUUUUAUAUAUUGACAUCACGUCUUAUUUUAUUUCCGAUACAAAGGCUUCAAAUUCGCACUUUGUUCAUCACUUAGGGUCCCAAGUAAUUCGUGUACAUUUGGAGCAUGCGCAGUUUGCCGCGCAAAAAAGCGCGAUUCGUAAUACGCGUAAUCUUCGAUAGAUGGCGAGACACUGCUAAGCACGACGCCAUCCCAAUCUGUCCGAUACUCAUCGCAUUCCGCUGGGCGCCGACUUAACGCGUUCCUCUGUCGGGAAAGAACUGUGUUUUCCAAUUUUUACACAGCGAGAAAUAAACAUGCGAACCACAAUAUUGAAAGGGAAUGCACAACUUUCUCAGCUGUGUAGAAAAUGACUGUGUAGAAACUGACAAUGAACGGUGGUGAAACGCAUGGCAGUGAAAUGUUUCAUGCCCCCAUUACUCUGCCAAUGGAACCUCGAAAAAAAAAAUUAAAUAACAGCCGACGUCUGCAAUUCCUCCAGCUCUGAACUCAUUCACUGCGAUAGAAUUAGACUUUCACAGCAAGCAUAACUGUUUUCUCAAUAGCUUCUUUGCGAAGCUCACAACGUCGUGGUCGUAUGCAUCCUAUACUACGGCCUCCGAAAUACGUAAAUAGACACCACCAAUCUUAGAGUCUCAAUAAAGCACAAAGGAUGUUCUGGAGCAGAAAAGUAACAAAUUGCCAAGCGCUAAUGCUGCGAGACAAUUUAGUUGGUACAUUGGGUUCCAAACUGCACAUUGCAGGCAGGACGUAAAUUCUAGCUUCAGUGUGAGUGGCUCGCAAAGUUGUUUUUGUUCGUCAUGGGGCGGCGGGUGAAACUGAGCACGUGGAGGGGAUCUGACGACGACUCGAGAUAAUGCUGACGCCUUUAUUUCGUGUACUCUAAAUGAAGGUGAUAAUAGUCGGUACGCAACAGUGAAUUCACUUCCAAAGGUCGUCGCUCUGCGGCCCAGCCGCUCCUGUUUUACCGCUGACUGCACACAUCACAACAGCUAUAUUUCGGACGCGUGCCUUAUCCGACCCAAUACUCACUGCUUCUCCUGAUUAUAA